AGUUGAUAUAUCCAACACGACACACCUUAACUGCCUCAAACUAUACCUUACAUUUCGCAUUCAAGUGUUCAUGCUACUUGGUCAAUAUGGGAAUGAGCAGAGUUGACACCAUUGUUUAUAGUUGUAUCUACAUUCAACUAUUUUUUGCAUCAAUUUGCGUUGGUACCUCGCCAUGCAUGCCUGAAACAAGCCGUUUAGGGCGGUACACGGUAAGGGGAGCCGGAGGGUUCUGGUCCGAGGGAAUCCCGAACGGGUACGAGGUUGAAGUAUCAAUCAGUUGUGAUACCGGUGCGGUCCCGCAACAUUCUGUGACGUCACAAUGCUCGAACGGAGUAUGGAUCCCAGCAUGGCCUCGGUGUGAAAAACCUUGUUCAGUCCCGCGAAAUAGGUGGGAUGUUCGUCAGUUUGUAAAUGGAGACGCGAGGAAGCCAGUCACCAUAUAUUAUUCGAACCAUGUCUUACCGGACGGAUCAUUCUUGAUUGCUCGAUGCAAAGAUCCUGGAAAGAAAAUGUUGUUCGGUGAUCAACGACGAACUUGCCAAGGACAGUGGAUAGGACAAGAACCAGAAUGCCGAGAGGUUCAGACCAAGGUGUUAUUCGCUGGUGCCAGGCGUGAGGUAGCUCCUAAUGGUACAGUUGUGGUGUACGUACAUCGAGGAGAUACGAGACAUCUCGACGUUGUUUGCAAAAUCCCAAGGUUUAGCUUUACACGGCCUCGAUUAACAACUCCUCUAAGGAAUGAUAGAGAUUUAAAGCAUUGGCACCGCCCCAGAUUGCAUCGGAAAAGGUUGGAACCAAUAUCUACUAAUUUUUCCGGCAUGUACACCUGCACAUGGUCACCAUUAUCUCACAGCGUCUAUGUGCUCUUUAAAGCUGCUGAAUGUGAAGUUCCUGUAGCCCCUGAAUAUGGGAGAUACAGUUCAGGACAUCAACCCGGUGAAAUCGUUUUAGCCGAUACUACAGUUUCAUUUGGAUGCGGAGAAGAUUACCGCCUAGUUGGAUCAAGGACACUCACAUGUACCGAUGGCAAAUGGUCAGGAGAUCUUCCUAUGUGUAAAAUUAACAAGUGUCCAGAGCUGACAACACCAAACCAUGCUUUGAUGGAGGGGGUCUAUGGUUAUGGAAGGAACAUUGGAGAUAUAAGGAUAUUCCACUGCCGAGCAGACUAUAUUCUACAAGGGGCUACCAAUAGUCUGGUCUGCCUGGAAAAUGGACAUUGGUCCGCCGAACUACCAACAUGCGAAGAAAUUUCUGUCCGUGAAGAUUUACCGGUACCAGAUCCUGAUCAUAUUGACUCUCCUCCUGAUGUCACUGAUCUAUCAUCCUCUUCCUUUUCUUGGUAUGAAGAUCCUGUUUAUCUCCCGAACGUUCAAACUGAACCUCCUGCUGAACCAAAUCGCCCUUCACAGUCUGCACUCGAUGACACUCCACUAGACUACUCCUCUUUUGACUCGCUGUAUGCCAGCGAUGGGCCAUCAUUAAGUUUCUUUGACGAUAAUGGUAUCGAAGAGACUCAACUUUCUUCCCGCCCAACGCCCACCAGCGGCAAUCAACUCGGAAUUAAUGAUGAAAAUCAUUCAAGCCCUAGAACACCAACAGAAGGCCGUACAGAAACUGCCAAUGAUAUGGAACAGACGUCGAAACCUUCGAACCUAAGUCACUCCGAAACUGCAGAUGAAAGGCAUCAGACAACGCUAUCCAACAUGCCAACAACCAAAAGCCAUUCAAUGGUUACGGAUGAAGUACGCCAGACAACGGAACCCUCAAAGCAAACUGAUAGAACCUCUGAUACAACACACCAGACACAACCUCCUGCCCAUCAAAGUCCGUACAGAAAUGUUGAAGGAUCACAGACAACAUCAUCACCUUUGAACCAAGCCCAUCCAGAAACUGCGGAAGAUUUGUAAAUUACACCAACCACCGCGGCCCUCAACGUAUUAGACAGUACUUCACUUGCGAUUGCUGAAUAUUUAUCAUCGUCCACCAUUUUUAUUUUUUUUGUGUUGUCAAUUGUUGUAGUUAUAUGACUUCCAAGAGAAAGCUAUUAAAAAGAAGCGAAACCACACUCACCAAAAUUAGCAAAAGAUUGUGCGUUGAAUUGCUGAACCAUAGCUCUGAACGCGCCAGAGGAAUAUUGAAACUCACAUUGAUGUACCGUAAGUGAAUAAUUGGUGCUAUUUGUCACCAGCAGCAUAAAAGAGUUAUUAAAACAAGGUGAACCAGAAAUUACUAGAGAUCGAGGAAAAGACAUUAAAACCAUUAGCCCAUCAUAGCCUAAUCCCCACAAGUGUCAGACAAUAGCGUAUUUUUUCAAUCCAUUCGCAAACACUUUCUACCGCGCACCAAUUCAUUUGAAAAUGCAAGCAAGUGAAAUCACAAUGGAUAGCUGAGAGGUUUUUGUCGACAGUUGGUGUCUAUUUCAUUAUGUAAUUGGUUUUAUUGGCACAUUUUUUUUUGGGGGGAGGGGUAAAAUUCUCCAUAUUGUAUGCCCGAGACAGAUUUCAAAUCAGAUUGAUAAGAGAAUAUCAAUAUUAUAUCAAUAUAUUUGCUGGUGUAUUAUUGAAGCGGUUAGGGCUUUUUUUAAUCGGACCAAAAUAAAAAAAAAAUGUCUCAAAGUAUUAUAAUCGA
Molecule: messenger RNA, 2628 nt
Organism: Lytechinus pictus (painted urchin)
Lineage: Eukaryota; Metazoa; Echinodermata; Echinoidea; Temnopleuroida; Toxopneustidae
Product: sushi, von Willebrand factor type A, EGF and pentraxin domain-containing protein 1-like
Exons: 9
Coding region: 87-1907 (606 amino acids)
Source: RefSeq, a predicted model, not a curated record